AAACCAGCUUUUAAAAAGCUACUUACAGCACUGUAUGAUUGUAGCAACAGCUAAAGCUUAAACCAAAGCCACCCUUUCUUCAUUCUCUCUCUCUCUCUCUCUCUCUCUCUGCGGCGCACGUAGCAGCAGCCAUGGCGUCGCUGUCUGCAUCACUCUCCCACUUCUCUCGCAUUUCACUUUCUCUCCAACACGAUAACAACAACAAGAUCCCUCAAUCUCAAUGCCAUCAUUUCCUCCUCUCCCGCCGUUUCAAUUCUCUCCGAAAGGGAAUUACGUUACCUCGGCAAACAAAGUCACCGAGAAAUGGGAUAUGUGCUUCAUUUACAGAUGUUUCGCAGAACGUGGCUGUGGAAGAAAAAGGGCUGCAAAAAGGAGAAUCUUGGUCUGUUCAUAAAUUUGGUGGAACAUGUAUGGGAAGCUCGCAAAGAAUAAAGAAUGUUGGAGACAUAAUUCUUAAUGAUGAUUCAGAGAGGAAAUUGGUGGUUGUUUCUGCAAUGUCUAAGGUGACGGAUAUGAUGUAUGAGCUUAUCAACAAGGCUCAGUCGCGUGAUGAGUCUUAUAUAUCUUCCUUAGAUGCUGUUUUGGAGAAACAUAGCUCAACUGCAUAUGAUAUACUUGAUGGAGAGAAUCUCGCUAUUUUCUUGUCUAAAUUGCAUGAAGACAUCAACAACCUUAAAGCAAUGCUUCGGGCAAUAUACAUAGCUGGUCAUGCGACAGAAUCCUUUGCAGAUUUUGUUGUAGGACACGGGGAAUUAUGGUCUGCCCAAAUGUUGUCUCUAGUUAUCAGGAAGAAUGGAGCUGAUUGCAAAUGGAUGGAUACAAGGGAAGUCUUGAUUGUAAAUCCUACUAGUUCUAAUCAAGUUGAUCCUGACUUGGAAUCUGAGCAAAGACUUGAGAAAUGGUACUCUCGGAAUCCAUGCAAGGUAAUCAUUGCUACUGGGUUCAUUGCAAGCACACCUAAAAAUAUUCCUACUACACUGAAGCGAGAUGGAAGUGAUUUCUCGGCAGCAAUUAUGGGUGCUCUGUUUAAAGCUCGUCAGGUCACAAUUUGGACAGAUGUUGAUGGUGUUUAUAGUGCAGAUCCUAGAAAAGUUAGUGAGGCUGUGAUUCUGAAGACAUUGUCUUAUCAAGAGGCAUGGGAAAUGUCUUACUUUGGAGCUAAUGUUUUGCAUCCCCGCACAAUAAUUCCUGUGAUGCGAUAUGGCAUACCCAUAUUGAUAAGGAAUAUCUUCAACCUUUCUGCUCCUGGGACAAAGAUAUGUCAUCCUUCUGUUAGUGAUAAUGAAGAUAAGAUGAACCUGCAAAAUUAUGUCAAAGGAUUUGCAACAAUAGACAACUUGGCACUUGUAAAUGUUGAGGGAACUGGAAUGGCUGGUGUUCCAGGUACAGCCAGUGCUAUUUUUGGUGCAGUAAAAGAUGUUGGAGCUAAUGUUAUCAUGAUAUCUCAGGCUAGUAGUGAGCAUUCUGUAUGCUUUGCUGUGCCCGAGUCGGAAGUAAAAGCUGUUGCCGAGGCAUUGCAAUCAAGAUUUCGCCAAGCUUUGGAUAAUGGGCGUCUUUCUCAGGUUGCAGUUAUCCCGAAUUGUAGCAUUUUGGCUGCUGUUGGCCAGAAAAUGGCAAGCACUCCUGGAGUUAGUGCCACCCUUUUCAAUGCAUUGGCUAAGGCCAGUAUAAAUGUCCGUGCUAUAGCACAAGGCUGUUCUGAGUAUAAUAUUACUGUUGUUGUUAAGCGAGAGGAUUGUAUAAAAGCUUUACGGGCUGUCCAUUCCAGAUUUUAUCUCUCAAGAACCACCAUUGCAAUGGGCAUUAUUGGACCAGGAUUAAUUGGGAGCACACUUCUUGAUCAGCUAAGGGAUCAGGCUUCAAUUCUGAAAGAAGAAUUUAACAUUGAUUUGCGUGUAAUGGGUAUAAUUGGCUCAAAGUCGAUGCUUCUCAGUGAUGCGGGUAUUGACUUAGCAAGGUGGAAAGAACUUCGUGAGGAAGAAGGAGAGGUGGCUAAUUUGGAAAAAUUUGCUCAGCACGUGCAUGGAAAUCAUUUUAUACCAAACACGGCAAUAGUAGACUGCACAGCUGAUCCUGGCAUUGCUGGCCAUUACUAUGAUUGGUUGCGCAAAGGAAUACAUGUAAUUACCCCCAAUAAGAAGGCAAAUUCAGGACCGCUUGAUCAGUAUUUGAAGUUAAGAGCUCUUCAGAGGCAAUCAUAUACUCACUACUUCUAUGAAGCUACUGUUGGAGCUGGUCUUCCCAUUGUCAGCACUUUGCGUGGCCUCCUUGAAACUGGAGACAAAAUUUUGCAAAUUGAAGGCAUAUUCAGUGGGACUUUGAGUUACAUCUUUAAUAACUUCAAAGAUGGACGGGCGUUUAGCGAGGUAGUUGGUGAAGCAAAGGAAGCAGGUUUUACUGAGCCUGAUCCAAGGGAUGAUCUGUCUGGAACAGAUGUUGCUAGAAAGGUGAUAAUUCUUGCAAGGGAAUCUGGUUUAAAGCUAGAACUGUCUAAUAUUCCAGUUGAAAGUCUAGUGCCAGAACCACUACGAGCGUGUGCAUCAGCUCAGGAGUUUAUGCAACAGCUACCAAAAUUUGACCCGGAGUUUGCAAAGAAACAAGAAGAGGCUGAUAAUGCUGGGGAAGUAUUGAGAUACGUAGGAGUGGUGGACGUGACAAAUCAAAAGGGAGUUGUAGAACUACGAAGAUACAAGAAGGAUCACCCAUUUGCACAACUGUCUGGGUCAGAUAAUAUAAUUGCAUUCACAACAAGAAGGUAUAAGAAUCAACCUCUGAUAGUUCGUGGGCCAGGAGCUGGUGCUCAAGUCACAGCAGGUGGAAUAUUUAGCGAUAUUUUACGACUUGCUUCAUAUCUAGGUGCUCCAUCAUAGAUAUCAUUCUACCACCACAAAUUUUGUAUCGUCUAUGUUCCUCUCGAGUUGCUUGGUAGGUUAUUUGCUUGUUGUAAUGUUAUAACAGUGUAUGCUAGCAUGUUUCUCUUGUAUAAGGGGAAUAAAACAUGUCUCCAUUAAUCUUGUUUGGGAGUUGCACUGUAAAUUAGCAUACAGAAACGUUAUAAUUUAGACCUAUCUAGCAAUUGUUGGUCGGUAUGGCCUCUAAAA
Molecule: messenger RNA, 3101 nt
Organism: Trifolium pratense (red clover)
Lineage: Eukaryota; Viridiplantae; Streptophyta; Magnoliopsida; Fabales; Fabaceae
Product: bifunctional aspartokinase/homoserine dehydrogenase 1, chloroplastic-like
Biological process (GO): L-homoserine biosynthetic process; aspartate family amino acid biosynthetic process
Molecular function (GO): NADP binding; homoserine dehydrogenase activity; aspartate kinase activity
Source: RefSeq, a predicted model, not a curated record